Molecule: messenger RNA, 261 nt
Organism: Spizellomyces punctatus DAOM BR117
Lineage: Eukaryota; Fungi; Chytridiomycota; Chytridiomycetes; Spizellomycetales; Spizellomycetaceae
Exons: 1
Coding region: 1-261 (86 amino acids)
Source: RefSeq, a predicted model, not a curated record
AUGGAUCGCCGGUCGAGUAUGAAUCAUGUUUUUGCGAGUCCUCCUCCUCCUCCUCCUCCCCCUCGACCUUCGACUCCCCCUUUUGAUGGUGAGGAUGAGCCAUAUCGAGAUGAUCUUACGCCAGAGGAUGAACGGGUAGAGGUAGUUGUUACGCCAUUGACUGUUGUGAAUAAAGGGGAUGAUUCAGGGGAUGAGGGCGAAGUAGGGGGAUCAAGAGCGGGUGGGGAUGGUGAUCGACCGCCGGUACCAGACAAGAUUUGA